AUGUCUGACGUUACCGAAAUCAAGACCAAGGCCGAGUUCGACGAGCUCAUCAAGACCACCCCCUACGUCGCCCUCCAGGCCCACGCCGCCUGGUGCGGUCCUUGCAAGGCCAUCUCUCCCAUCUUCGCCAAGCAGGCGAAAGAGAACAAGUCGGAAAAGUUCGCCUUCGCUAAGUUCGACACUGACGACGUCCCCGACCUCGCCUUCGAGCUCGGCAUCCGAUCCAUCCCCGCCUUCUUCUUCUUCAAGGAUGGCGACAAGGACAGCGACCUCCUCGGUGCCGUCCCUCCCAAGCUGACCGCUGCCAUCAAGGGCUACGUCGAGCAGGCCCAGGGUGGUGCUGCUGCUGCCGAGGAGAAGCCCGCUGAGAACACCCUCAAGACCGACGAGAACUUCUAA
Molecule: messenger RNA, 399 nt
Organism: Fusarium sp. VM40
Lineage: Eukaryota; Fungi; Ascomycota; Sordariomycetes; Hypocreales; Nectriaceae
Source: the annotation of a GenBank genome assembly